AUGUUCCAAAUUAAAUAUGUGGACCUGUUCAUUGCCUGUGAUUUCUUGCUGCAUGUCGCUGGGCCGGAGGCUGGCAGGGGCCCAGCUGAGAGCAGCGUGUCCGCCUCCGGCGCUAGUGCGCUGCGGGAAGCAGGGCUCCAAACGCCGCUUCGGUUUUUGUUCGUAGAGGAAGGAUCCUUAGAGAAUGUCGCUCCCGAAGUGGUUCGCCAACCAGCCAAGGGGAGGGGCACGCCCUGCCUCCUGGGUAGGUCCGCCCUCCCCCCCCACCCGCCAGGGGGCGCCACGGCCGCCUGCGGUCUCCGGCGCGGGGCGGGGCUGCGCAUUCCGGCCGCAUCAGCGCGCGCGCGCUUGCCAGGUGCUGGCGCGGCGCUGCCCCAUGGGGACGGCAGCGGCCUUGGGGGCCGAGCUUGGCGUGCGGGUCGCGCUGCUGGUGGCCUUCCUAGUAACAGAGCUGCUUCCGCCCUUCCAGAGGCGAAUCCAGCCGGAGGAAAUGUGGCUUUACCGGAAUCCAUAUAUGGAAGCCGAGUAUUUCCCCACCAAGCCCAUGUUUGUCAUUGCAUUUCUCUCCCCGCUGUCCCUGAUCCUCCUGGCCAAAUACCUCAAGAAGACAGACACGAGGGACAGCAAACAAGCCUGCCUGGGCCACGCCCCGACUUCUUCUACCGCUGCUUCCCCGACGGCCAAGCCCAUUCUGACUCGUGCACGGGGGAUGAGGAUGUAGUGAACGAGGGCCGGAAGAGCUUCCCAAGCGGACAUUCCUCCUUUGCCUUUGCUGGGCUGGCCUUUGCUUCCUUCUACCUGGCAGGGAAGUUACACUGCUUCACACCCCAAGGCCGGGGGAGAUCCUGGCGGUUCUGUGCCUUUCUGUCACCUCUGCUUUUUGCGGCUGUGAUCGCGCUGUCCCGCACCUGUGACUACAAGCAUCACUGGCAAGAUGUACUAGUUGGAUCCAUGAUCGGCCUGACGUUUGCCUAUGUCUGCUAUAGGCAGUAUUACCCUCCGCUGACGGAUGCCGAGUGCCACAGACCAUUCCAGGACAGACUUGCACUUCCCUCCGCACCAAGGCAGCCUGGUAAUCCUUAUCACUUUGAUAUUUAGAAACAGGCGGUACUGCAGUGGAGAAUAGCUGAAUCAGCCCCUCCUAACUGGACCAUGCCCAAGAUAAGAACUUCUGUCCUUUGAACCUCUGCCAGACACGAGCGAGGACAUACAGCACUUGUUCCACCUCCUUAGGGUCAUGUGGAUUCGUCCCUGCUCACGUGGAUUUAUCACCAGGAGUCAGAUGCUUUUUCACUGCUGUUUGCUACACAUUCUGGAGAUCUUUCAGUGGUCACCAGUCUGGUCCAUCAGACUGGUAUCCCAGGAUCUAGUGUUUUACACUUACUCUAAAUGCCCUUCUCGGAAGGAUCUGUGGAAGCAUCCAUAAAGAAAAGCCCUUCUGUAGCCACCUUAUCCUGGACAUUAGCAUUAAUCAUCAAAACUUAAUUUCCAUUGCGUAUGCUCAAAGUCUUAAGAUCUAGGGCAUUUUUUUUGGUUCUAUUUACUUUCUCUGGUGGCAAUUCAAUCAAGCCGUAAGUACAAAGAUGUCCAAUUCUGGCUAAUAUACCACCAUUAUACAUAUCUUCUCUGAGUCCAGCCGGAUACUGCCGACCACUUUGAAUACUGUGGGCAUAAAGGUUUACUGAAUUAUCAGUAAACACACAGUGGCCCGGAGCUUUCCCAGGAAUACACACUGGUACUGGUUUACACCUCAAUUGUCCUUUACUAGGCUCUCAAGCUUCUUUCCACUUGAUUGAAGAUCUGCCCAAAUGCAUCAACUCUGUCAACUACGGUGGGACAGAAAGAUAAUUUUUCUUUCCUUCUUUACAGUGGGAUAGAAGGAACAAACCAGAGAUUAGAAGUGAUGCUGUCGGGCCUGUAGGUACCUUUCUCUUUAUUGAUUAUGUAUUUCUCCCAGUAAAUGUGAUCAAACACUGGAUUCCCCAGUCCAGCUGCAGUAGUGGCUGGCAUUCAAUACAGAAGGACAGUCUCAGUAUUUACCUUACAAUGACUGUGGUACAUUUGCCUAAGACGAGUGAAAGGAACUUAGGUAUUAAUUCUUUGCCCCAAACAUUUUCAAACUUGUUUUAAUGCAUAGGAGAUGAGAACAUGGUUACUGUAGAGGUUUUAUGAUGGAUGAAUCAGGUAAAAGUAAGCAACUGGUCAAUAUGGUUUUAUUUCAGUAUUUACUAAAGUUUUAAAUAUACUCACAUAAAAAAACAAACAUUUCAAAAAGUGCAAAAUAUUAGAAGGCUAAUCAAUGCUAUUAAUCUUUCCAUGCAGUCUCUCUUGCUGAGAUAAGCAUUACCAAUUCUGUAGCUGGGAACACGUAUAAAAUUAUAUCUACCAGAGUUUAAAAAUGGGCUUGGUCAGGAGAUCAUACACAGUACACAAUGGAAGUAGUGCAAGUGACACACAACUGAGGGAAGGUUUUCAGUCAGGCCUGUCACCUGGGCAAUGUCCAGCCAUGACACCACCACAGGCGGGACACAAGCAGCUCGGCUCUCUUAGUUGCCUGCCCCUCCCCACCAGGAAAGAAACAUUUCUCUGCACAUACAGUGGCUCCUCUGGCGGUCCGGGCUGGCGCUGCCCGUCUUUGAUCAACAGGACCCACUCCUGCUCGUCCUUUGGUUUCCCCUGACGGAGCACCUACCCUGCUCGUGAGGAGCACAUUUAAAUUUGAAGACAGCAGCCUGACAAAAGCUCCCCUUUAAGACGCACCGAAUGCUGAUCCUCAGGACACUCACAUUAACAUGAGCGUAUGUGGACUGUCCCAUCUGUCUGAAGCCUACUGGCUGCGUCAGCAGAUAGACAAGGAAAGGCCAGGCUCAAGGGAAAAGCCCACAGCUGCCAAGGAGAUGGCUUAAAUGAAUGUUAAAUGCCACGGCCUUGGACACCAUGAUGCAUUCACAAAAAUCAUUUAUAAAAACCAGCUUGCUUGCCCGUGCGUGCCACUUGGCACACACAGGCCUGCAGCCGGCUGAGGGACACCAGGACCACCCCACGGGAACUGUGGAGACACUGCUGUCAGUGAGCAGGGGAGACGCACAGCAUGGUGCUGAGCAGAUGCCCUGAAAGAAAACUAGUCUACGGUCACCCUUUUUCUUUCAGCAUAAGAGGCACUUCCCCCACGGCCAACCUACCUGCUACCCCCGCCCCAGCCCGCUGCCUGGGCCUUGAACGCUCAGGAUGCGGGACCUGCGGAGGCAGCAAUGUUUACAAACUGCGUCUAACAAGAACACGCCUGGGAGAUGUGGCAAGUGACUUAUACAGCUUCUCUAAUUGUACCACUAAAAGAUCAUUUAUAACCGAAGCAGCCUGUCAAGGUCUGUCAGCUUUUAUAACUACUCUCAACUUAAGAACAGAAGCUGCUAUUCAAGUGACUUAAAUCAGCCUGCAUCUAAAGUCUCUGAGCUGAAGUAUGAUAUGAAAGGACAGGUCUAGGAUAUGUUACACCUUUGCUUUAUAAAGAGGCACCUAAUAUGAACUAGAUUGCCUACUUGAGACUCUUUGAGCAGCUCAAACAGCUGUAAAAACAACAGCAUCAGUAAUUCCAAGCAGUGAAUCUGUCAGCUGUAAAGAGAAAACAAGAUUCUCUUUAAGCUAUAUUUCAGUCUGUCUGCACACAGUACUGGCAGGAAAGAAAAGCUGACUCAAAGCAACCUGGCUACCCAGUGAUCUUCCAUAUCCACUUAGGCUUCAGAUGCAGGCACCACCACCAGGAGCUAAGCCUGCUGUACUCCCAACUGCCUUCUGAACCUCAGGAGGCUGCUUCUGAACUAAAACAUUUCCUAGAAAAACUCGGACCCAAAUCAAACUCAAAGCAGACUUUAUACCACCUCAAGUAGGAAGCAAUGAAGUGUGGCACCGACACACUAUCUUUGAGGAAUUAAAAAUGCAAACCACAUCCAGCUAUGAAGCAGCCUGGCAAGCGUCCCCAUGAAGCCAGCGGUAGGUGUUGUGGGCUCUUCCCUUUGGUUUUCCGCUCACUUCCAAAGACCCCAGUGGUGAGUAAGUGCAGGCAACAUGCAGGAAAUGAUGCAGCUGAGGACAGGAAAAGUGCAGCACAAAUGGGUGGAUUUCCUGGGGAGGGACCUUCACCGUCCAUCUGGGGGGCAGAGUGGAAAAGACAUCAUCAGGCCGCACAAACUGGGAGGCGACGGGGAGAAGGCCGCAGUGUGACACAGAUGCCAGAUACACAAAGCUGGGAGACUCACAAACUUAAAUCUCAAACUGGGUUCUUUGUAAUUAAAAUGCUAACUGCUGACAAGUGUUACUGGACCUGAUCAUCAGCAAAACCCACACACUAACCCUCCUCUGGGUAAAACUGAGUAACAAUCUAAAUCUUGGUGACAGGCAACAGAAAAGUACAUUUAUAAAGAGCAUGAGGCUCCACUGUUCCUUAUAACAGGUUAGUAUGUAGGAAGAAUACUGCAUUCUUUUACAUUUAAAGACUUACACUCAGCAGCCAGAUGGUCAUUUUUACUGUAAAGGCUGAUCAAGGAAGAUACCCUGGGUUUGGUAGAUUUCUUUGAGGACCAGCAAUACUGUAUCUUCAGACUCCCUGUGAAGAGAAUCAAUUAUAUUCUGAAAAGAAGUGACUAACCUUUGUACUAGAUGCUUUGUCUACAGUUUCUCAUUCAAUCUAUGCAACCACCUUGCAAGUUCAUUUUUGUUGCAAAAAAGAUCAGACACAGAGGUAAUGUAACCGGAAGUGGUUUGGAAGGUAACCUAACAAAAGUCUAGCAUUAUGUCUGGUGAUAAAAAAAAAUAACCUAAUAGUAAAUGACUAAACUGUUCCCUUUCGCAAGAGCUCAUUACUCAGACAAUAUGGAAGAGCCAUCCAGUCGAUCACCUUAAUUUCUAAGGUGUUACUUUUUUAAAAAGAUAACAACCAUAUUGGUUCAAAAGUCAAGAUACAAAAGGGAACAAUAAUGAAGUCUCCCUCACUUCUGUUUCUAGUUCUCAUCUUCUGAGAACCAGUGUUACCACUUUCUCAUAUAUCUUCCAGAUACUGUGUGUCCAAGCAAUUACUUAUAUCCAGUUCAUAAAGAAAUGUUAUUAAAAAAUACCAUUGCUGAAGGACUGUCUUAAAGAUGUAUGAAGCAAACAUUGCUGUAGACUGCAGUUCAUUUUUUGAGUCAUGGAUCUCUUUGAGACUCUAAAGAAACCUAUGGAUUUUUCCCCAGAGGAGAUCAUACACAUGCAUAUAUAUAUAUAUGUAUGUGCCAAAGUUAUAUAUAGGGUUUCUCUGGAUUCAUUGACUUUUUCUAUCCCCCACAAACUGUAGGUUGCACAGAUCUCAGGUCAACAAACUCUUCCUAUGCCAGCAAAGGGGGAUUAGCUAAACCAGCUAUUAAAGUUCUGUAAUCCUGGCUUAUAGGUAAAUGGACUGACAGAACAGGAAGUUCAGAAAUAGUCCUAUUUAAAUACACAUAGGAAUUCAAUAAUCUUAAAUCUAGUAACAGAGUUAUAACAACUGGAUGGCCAUCUGAAAAAGGACUCGGAUCAGUCCGGCUAUUAUGAAGAUAAAUUUGAAGUGAAUCAAAGAUGUCAAAAUGAAACCAUGAAAGAUGAGAAUACAAUAUGGUAAAAUUCUUGGGAGAGUAGAGAAGAUUUAAGUAUGCCACAAGUCCCAGAAGCCUAAUAGAAAAAAUCAACAAAUCUGACUAUAAAAUGUUCUACUUAGCAAAAAACCAGUGUAUACAAGGUCAAAGACAAACUGGGGGAAAGUUAUUUGCAAUAAGUACUACAACCGAUGAGCAUUUCAAUAUAAAAGAGAAUUAACAGCAUGGAUGACACCAAGAAAAGGAAAUAAAAAUGGUUCUUAAAUACAUGUUAAAAUGCUCAUAUCACAUGCUCAUAUGUUAAGAUGCUCUUAUUCUUACCAUAUGACACCCAGCCAAUCUACUGCUAGGUAUUUACCCAUGAGAAAUAAUGUCUUCCACAUGAAUGUUCAUAGCAGUCUUCGCAACAGCCAAAAACCGGAAAAAAACCCACGUGUCUGUGAACAGGUGAGUGGAUAAACAAGCUGUGGUACACUCGUCCAGAAGUACACACUCAGCAAUAAAAAGGGGAGCAUACACACAAUGUGGAAGAACAAAUCCAUACAGAAAAGUGUGUGAAGUCAGAAGCAAACUCAUCUCCAGAGACAGAAGCAGAUCAGCGCUUCCCUGGAGACUGACUGGCAGGAGAGGACGGAGGGGUUCCCAGGGCGUGGGCACCUGGCGGUGGGGAAUGUGUCCACUAAUUUGAUUGUGGUGAUGGUUUCAGAUGUUUCCAUAUCAAAACUCCUCAUAUUUGGACACUUUAUAGCUUACUGUACAUCCAUUAUGCCUCAAAGUGCACAUAUAUGUGUGUAUGUGUGUAAUGUAAAAUACAUAUAUUGUAAUAUGUGUAUUACACACACAUACUUUACAUGUGUGUAAAUAAAUUCAAUUAUUUCAGUGAGGGACCAUUUUUCACCCAACUAAUUGGCAGAGAUCUGAAGAGUUGAUAAAACUGCUGGAAAAGCUGUAGAGAGAUAGACAUCCCUGGUGAGCACAAAAAAGAAUAACCUCUAUUUGGCAAUAAUUACCAAAUACUACAACUGCAUAUACCGUUUAUGCCAGCAAUUCUAAUUCUAAGUAUGUAUAAUAAACUUAUGAACAGAUAAAACAACAAACAAGGUGUGUCAGGAGCAAGAGGGCAAGUUAAGUCACAGUGCAUUCAUUCAAGUGAAUAUCCGCACAGCUGAAAACGAACGUGGAAACUCUGUAUGAUCGGCAAGAACUCUAAGGCACAGUAACAGUGUAGACAGGCCAGCAGGAAAAGCAAGGCACAGAACACUGCCUAUAGACUCGCUCUGUAUUUGUGAAAGAAGAGAAAUAUGUUCCCACACAUUCAUACCUGAAUUGUCUGCGUAAAAUAGACCUCUGGAAGAAAUUUUAAGAAAUGCAUGUUAAUUGCAUAUGGAGAGAGAAUUUGUUAGCUGGGAACGAAAUGUAAGAGACGCUUUUCAUCACUGGCCUUCGAACCAUAUGAACGCAUCGGCCGCUCAAAAUUUUAAACACCCCUUUCUUAGGUUUCUAUCAGGCCGCGUUGGCUAGACCAUUCUCAGGCAGCGCUGCUUUCUGCACUUUGAUUUUGUCAUGGUCUCUCUGUUGUAUGUACUAUAUAGACAUGAUGAUGAUUACAUCAGAUAAUAAUGCCUUUAUCAAAAAUUCCUCAGGAAUUCAAAGCAUUUAUUUUUAGAACACUUAUCCCUGACCCAUCUUAUUUUCCUUUAGUUUAAUUUCUUCAGUAAGUCCUAUUCCAUUAUAAUAAACAUCAAUAAGCACCUUUAACAUAUCCUAUAAACCAUCAGAUAAAGUAUAUUUAAUAGUAACUAAUAAAUUCUGGGGAUUAACGUAGAGCACGGUGACUCUAGUUAACAAUCCUGUAUUAUGCACUUAAAAGAUGCUGAGAGAGCAGCUCCUCCCAUGUUCCUGCCACACAUACAGACACAAAGGGAAUCACGUGAAGUGGUGGGGGUGCGGACUGAACCCUACUGCAGUGACCAUUCCACAGUAUACAUACAUAUCAAUCUCAUUGCACACCUUAAAUUUACAGUUACAUGUCAAUUAUACCUCAAUACAUGUGGAAAAAAUACUUAAACAUGAAAAAUUCAAACAUUAAAACAAAAAUGAUAAUAAAUUCAGAUCUAGCUUAGCUACUAUAUACUUUCUCAAAACACUAAGCAAUAGUAACCUAUUUGUCUGGGUCACUCAUACACCUGCCCUGUCCCACUGAUGGCAGAAGGACACACUUUGAACACUAAGCCACCUGAACUCAUGGUUGCUGGCGUCAUUAGCCCUAUGCUCUGCACAACUGCAAAAUAAAACAAUGUGUUGAAACCAGAUUUAUUUGGAAAAUUAUUGUGCUAUUUUGUAACUGUCUAAAUGAGAAAUUCAUUCUAAUUCCAAAUGUAUACCAGCCUAUCCUUUUGUACCUAUCAAAUAUAUGUCAAACUAUUAGACCAAAAAAAACAACCUAGAAACAAAAGGAAACACUUACCAGUAGCAGAGAUGGCUUUGUAAAGCAAAUAAAUACUCAUUAAAACUUUC
Manis pentadactyla (Chinese pangolin) is the source of this 8123-nucleotide messenger RNA. It is a transcript of the gene PLPP5, whose product is annotated as phospholipid phosphatase 5. Gene Ontology annotation, biological process: phospholipid metabolic process. NCBI's taxonomy places the organism in Eukaryota, Metazoa, Chordata, Mammalia, Pholidota, Manidae. The transcript is spliced from 6 exons. Bases 1 to 1098 code for a protein of 365 amino acids. The record is from RefSeq and is a predicted model, not a curated record. Gene Ontology annotation, molecular function: phosphatidate phosphatase activity.